Oryzias melastigma (Indian medaka) is the source of this 1077-nucleotide messenger RNA. RefSeq names its product protein FAM160B2. NCBI's taxonomy places the organism in Eukaryota, Metazoa, Chordata, Actinopteri, Beloniformes, Adrianichthyidae. The transcript is spliced from 4 exons. The record is from RefSeq and is a predicted model, not a curated record. Bases 16 to 669 code for a protein of 217 amino acids.
CACAAGUUAAAAGACAUGUCGGUAGAAUCAAUGUGGAUCAAGUUUGAUUGCUGGAGGAAUGAUGGGAAAGUGCAGCAGCAGAGCAGGUGUGUUGAAGCUCUCUUCAUGUGUGGCUCCUCUCAGGUGACCCAGUGUCAGACUCUGUCCCUGUCCUGGGACUGGCCACAAGGUCUCCCCUGUCCUUCAGAAGAGGAGGCCCACUUCUUGGAAGGCCCACUGCUGAAAGUUCUGUUGGACCGUCUGGGACGCGUUCUGGAGCAGCCAUAUGAGCUGAACCUGCAGCUGACGGCGGUUCUGUCCAGACUGUCAGCCUACAGCCAUCCUCUGCUGCAGGAAUACCUGCUGGACCCGUACAUCCCCCUGUCUCCCUGCUCCAGGUCGCUGUUCUCUGUCCUCAUCAGGGUGAUGGGUGAGUUGAUGCAGAGGAUCCAGCAGAUUCCAGACCUGCCAGACAGACUGUUGAACACCAGAAGAGACCUGCUGGGAAUGAGCCACAACAAUGGACAGGAACACCUGACUUUGCUUAAAGGGAUCAUUGUCCUGGAAGAGUUCUGCAAGGAGCUUGCUGCCAUUGCCUUUGUCAAGCUCCCUAUGGAGAAUGAUUUACCUGGAUCUCCUGGAUCUGGCUUGGAUCCACCUCAUGGAGAUGCUUUUCCAGAUACUCCCUGAUCACGUGCUAGGAGGUUCAUCUCCAUCCUGAUGGUAUGACAACUCUGGUGGGUUUCUGGUUCUCUCACUCCUGCUGGUUCCUGCUCCAUCACACCUGAUUUAGUGGAUGAUCUCAUCAAGACGCAUCUAAAUCCUGGAACUGUUGUUCUUCUGAACUCAAAGCCUUCGUUUGCUUCUUAAAGCUCUUAUAGAAUGACCACAAUGAGGAUCAACAGCAGAGAAGGUCCAAUGUGACCUCCAGUUCAACUCUGACCUCAAACUGCUUUGAACUCAUUUGGGGUUUUCAAGCCUUCCAGACUGACAGAUGAAGGCUGAGAGAUGACAGCAACAAGAUCAGUCCUCAGAGCAGAGGCCACUUCUUAAAUGUCCAUUUUUAAAGAGAUGAUCAAAUAUUUCAGCACAAGCGGC